ACUGAUAAAUUUCAGGUGAAAGUAGGAUUGCAUCAAGGCUCGGUGCUUAGUCCUUAUUUAUUCUCAUUAGUUUUGGACCAGAUAACAGCGAAACUACAGGGUAGUAUUCCAUGGUGCCUAAUGUAUGCUGAUGAUGUAGUGUUAAUAGGAAAUAGUGAAAGAGACUUAGAACAAAAACUGGAACAGUGGAGACAAGCUCUGGAGGAAAAAGGUUUAAAACUUAGUAGGACAAAAACAGAGUAUUUGGAAUGUUCAUUUAAAGAUGGAGUUACUACAAAUAAAAUGGUAUCUUUGGAUGGUGAAAUGAUUGUGAAAAGCAAUAGUUUUAAGUACCUAGGAUCGGUAUUACAGAGUAAGUAAUGGAGAAAUAGAUGGAGAUGCAUGCAGUAGAAUUAGGGCUGGAUGGAUGAAGUGGAAAGAAGCGAGUGGUGUGUUGUGUGACAGAAAAAUUCCAAUGAAGCUGAAGGGAAAAUUCUAUAAAACAGCCAUAAGACCAGCUAUGAUGUACGGAACUGAAUGUUGGGCAGUGAAAAAGAAAGAGGAACAGCGAAUGCAUGUGGCGGAAAUGAGAAUGCUUAGAUGGAUGAGUGGAGUGACAAAGAAGGAUAAAAUUAGAAAUGAGUAUAUUAGGGGAAGUCUAGGUGUGGCACCAAUUGAUGCCAAAAUGAGAGAGCAUAGGUUAAGAUGGUUUGGUCAUGUUCAACGUCGAGACGUUAACCACCCAAUACGAAGAAUAGCUGAAGUGCAGAUUUCUGGAAGGAGUAGGAGAGGAAGACCAAAGAAGACCUGGGGGGAGACGAUAAGGCAGGACAUGUUGGUAAAGGGGAUUAACAUUGAUAUGGCCCAAGAUAGAAUUGUGCGGAGAAAUGCAAUUAGGGAAGCCGACCCCGCAUAGGGAUAAGGCAAAGAGAAUGAUGAAUGAUGAUGACCCUAUUUUAUUAUAUCUCCCUUUAAUUUUUCCCUGCUCUGUCUAAUUUUUCCUUUUUACAAUUUUCUGAAACCUUUCUCUAUUUCACGCUGCUGCGUGAAAUUCUUCUACUGUGGAACCACAUCAUUGUCUAAUAUUACGUAGCCAUGAAGGUUUCUUUCCACCAAUCCAUUUCUUUCCCUCCACUUUUCCUUGUAUUAUAAAGUGAAGCAGAUGGAAUUUAGGUUCUCGAAUUAUAUGGCCAAAGUAUUCUCUUUUUCUCCUAUUUAUGAUGCUUAUGAGCAGACAUUCUGAAUUCAUCAAUUGAUUUUUCCUUACUCUGUCCAAUUUUUCCCCACCCUCUACAAUUUUUUCUGACUCCCUUUAAUUUUUCCUGGCUUCUCCUCGUCCUGAUUGUGUCUGCCUUUUUUUGUCUUCCUGCAGUCACUGUUUCAAUAAUCCUCUAGUCCUGUCGUUUGGUGUUCUUGCCACAUGACCUGUCCAUCUACAUUUCUUUUUUGCUAAAUGUUAGGUCUUUGAUUUUGUUCUUUGUCUGAUGGUAUUAUUUGGUAUCCUUCCUCUCCUUGUGAUUCCUAGCAUGGCUCUCUCCAUGGCCCUCUGGGUCACUCUUAGAUUUUUUGCUGGCUUUUUCUUUAAUGUUAGCGUCUCUGCUUUGUAUGUUAUCACUGGCAAUACACUUUUCUCUUCAGACACAUGGGCAUAUCAUUUCGAAAUAUCUCAUGUAGCUUACCAAACACAGCUCAGCCCUAACCUAUUCU
This is a messenger RNA of Diabrotica virgifera virgifera (western corn rootworm), 1686 nucleotides long. RefSeq lists its product as uncharacterized. NCBI's taxonomy places the organism in Eukaryota, Metazoa, Arthropoda, Insecta, Coleoptera, Chrysomelidae. The coding region runs from base 407 to 895 and encodes 162 amino acids. The transcript has 2 exons. The record is from RefSeq and is a predicted model, not a curated record.